CACAAUCACAAUCAACAAACAUGUCAAAGGCCGAGCAAUUACCAGAUUUAAGUCAUCGAACACUCUUCGAUAUGAGUGGAAAGGUGAUCGUGGUGACAGGAGGUGGAACAGGUUUAGGGUACAUGAUGUCAACUGCAUUCGUUCAAAGUGGUUGUGAAAGAAUAUACAUUUGUUCAAGAAAGAUGAAAAAUUUGGAAAAAGCGGCAAAUUCAUUAAAUGCGAUUCGAAAAGGCGUUUGUAUUCCGUUGGAAGCUGAUCUUACAGAUGCAAAAGGAUGUAAAGAACUAGGAGAAGAAAUUGCAAAACGUGAGAAUAAGAUUCACGUUUUGGUAAACAAUAGUGGAGUAGCAUGGGCAGCGCCAAUGGAGAAAUUCGAUGAACAAAAAGGGUGGGACAGAGUGAUGGCUGUUAAUGUCAAAAGCGUAUUCUACCUCACAGUUGCUUUGUUGCCUUUACUCAAAAAGGAUGCGAACAUUGAUAACCCAGCAAGUGUGAUCAACAUCUCUUCCAUGUAUGCAACUUUACCUUUCCCAAAUAUGCCUUCUUCGGCAAUCGGAACGGGAGGCUGGAGUUACUUGGCAUCAAAAGCUGCCGUCAGUCAUCUAACAAGAACAAUGGCAGCAAGCUUAAAGCCAUCUCACGUUAACGUCGCCGCUAUAGCACCCGGUUACUUCCCUAGUUUGAUGACAAAACAUGGUGAUGGCAGUAUCUACGAUCGAUCCCAGCCUGCCGGGAGGCAGGGAACACCACCCGACAUUGCAGGUCCAGCUCUCCUUCUAGCCGGAAGAGGUGGUGCACAUCUGAGUGGAAUCAUCUUGGGCACAGAUGGUGGAAUUCUAUCACAAAACUUCAAAGCUCUUCCUAAAGAGAUCUCUGAUUAUUGGCUACCGGAAGGAUGGAAAACGCAAGAAGACGUUCGACCGGGUCAAAGCAAGCUUUAAAUGUGUAAAAAUACAGUAUUACGAUCAGUGU
Messenger RNA from Meira miltonrushii, 972 nucleotides. RefSeq names its product NAD(P)-binding protein. The record is from RefSeq and is a predicted model, not a curated record. Lineage: Eukaryota; Fungi; Basidiomycota; Exobasidiomycetes; Exobasidiales; Brachybasidiaceae. The coding region runs from base 21 to 941 and encodes 306 amino acids. The transcript has a single exon.